Cladophialophora immunda is the source of this 3576-nucleotide messenger RNA. RefSeq lists its product as uncharacterized. Bases 1 to 3576 code for a protein of 1191 amino acids. The transcript has a single exon. The record is from RefSeq and is a predicted model, not a curated record. Lineage: Eukaryota; Fungi; Ascomycota; Eurotiomycetes; Chaetothyriales; Herpotrichiellaceae.
AUGACCAGCGGAGAAGAUAACAAGGAGGAAAAUACCCUUGAAAAUUCAUCUGUGGAACAAUCCUCGAACCAGAAGACACCUCCUUCGACAGCCUCUGUUGAACCCGAGCUCGAUGACUUCGGACUACCCAAACGACCGGUGAGGGCAACCCGACCAACAGAGUUGGACGACAGUGACGAUGACCACGAGACGUUUCAUGAUGCCGAAGCGUCUACGGAUAAAGAAGGGGCAAGUGAGGGGGACGCCAAAGAGACUCCUUGCGAGCUACAGCAGACGGCAGAGCAGAAGGCAGAGAAGCAUCCAGAAUUGGUUGACAAAAGCAACAAACAAUCGUCUCCGGAUGACGCACCCUCAAAAUCAGACAGAGGAUUGAGCAACCCGGGGAUGAAGGAAAACGAGAAGGAUCCAGUCAUUGGCGAAGUACCAAGUCUCGAGGCGAAGGCAGCAGAUAAAAUUCCACCUCUAGACACAGCAUUGAAGCCGGAUACGAAACAGGAUGAGCAAACAAAUGAUAGCGCAACCUCUCCGACAGCAUCUCGAAUUUCUGGCACAGUUAUACCAAAGCGUAAUCAACGAUCCAGUCCCGCCACGGCCUCUGAAUGGUCUCACCAAAGACAAAUUGCGACCGCGAACAAAUCGGACGAGGAAGAAGAGGAGGAGGAAUGGCAGCCGAUGCCGGCCAUUGACGAAUUUGAUAUCUUUGACGAUAAUGGACGUCUGGUGGCGAAAGGUCACAGGGAAACCGAAGACGAUGCAAAUCCCUAUGCCGGCAUUGGAGGCGCUGGGAAGGGUUAUACGAGAGUGCAGCUCGACGAAGAUGCACAAUCAGCUACAAGCCUAGACGAAGAUACAAACUAUCUGUUUCGGAACGGCCAGAAGAUGGAAGACAUGGAAAACAAGGAUGACCAGGAUGAUGAGCAGCGGGAUGCUCUCAGUCAGCUGCAAGCGACCAAAGAUCUCCUCACGGAAGGCCAGCGAAUAGCCUACGUCGGAGUGGUCCGUUUGACAAUCCACAAAAUGUUUUCAGCGUUGGGUGACCUGGAGAAAACAAAGGGUGUGCGGAAAGAAUUGAUGAGAUCUCUAGAGAAUAUGGAUAUGUGGGGACAGAAGAUGAUGGUUCGGCUCUAUGCUCACAUGGACAUCAACCAGGCCGAACAGAUAAUGAUUGAACAACUCGCUGAGCAUGGGGUGCAGCCGUCUGACCUCGUUAGUCCCCUCAUGCUGAAUGCGAAAGUGAGGAAUCCACUGGCGGACGAGGCUGCGACCGAGACUUCGAAGCCAGACGUCUCACGAAACCGAGAUUCAACAACUUCUGUACACUCCUCGAAAGUGGAUGAUGUCCCUUUGAAAGAGGUCAAGGAGAGCGAAGAAGUCCCUGAAGUCCAUGGACCGGAAGACAUGCCUCAUACCAAGGAGAUUGAGCUCGAUUUGCGGUGGACUGUCUUGUGUGACUUAUUCCUGGUCCUGAUAUCUGAUGGUCAAUACGACGCUCGAUCGAGACGACUACUUGAACGAGUUGGCUCGACAAUGGAGAUUAGCUGGACUCAGAUAUGUCGAUUCGAGAAGAGGGUCAUUGACGCCCUAGAAAUGCAAGAAGAAGAAGCCAAGGAGAAUUGGAACGAAUCCGAACACAUGGAGAAACGGCGUAAACGCGCCCUUAAGAAGAAAUACAUGGUCAUGGGCCUCGCGACUGUUGGCGGGGGUCUUGUGAUUGGUCUGUCAGCAGGAUUACUUGCACCCUUCAUUGGCGCGGGUCUGGCAGCUGGUUUCACGACCAUUGGUGUCACCGGUACAGCAGGGUUUCUGGGAGGGGUGGGUGGAGCAGCUCUGAUCACUUCCGCUGCCACAGCAGCUGGUGGGACGAUUGCUGUUCGAGCUGCAGAUCGUCGGACUGGCAGUGUGAAGACGUUUGAAUAUCGACCGCUGCACAACAAUAAAAGGCUGAACCUUAUCUUGACGAUAUCUGGCUGGAUGACUGGCAAGGUGGAUGAUGUCCGCUUGCCGUACAGCACCGUUGAUCCUAUCAUGGGCGACAUUUACUCCUUGCUUUGGGAGCCAGAGAUGCUUCAAUCAAUGGGUGACACUAUCAACAUCCUUGCCACGGAAGCUUUGACCCAGACUGUUCAGCAAGUUCUUGGAAGUACGAUACUAAUCACUCUGAUGGCAUCAAUACAGCUGCCAAUUGUGCUUUCCAAGUUGGCUUAUCUUAUUGACAAUCCGUGGAGUGUGUCCCUCGACCGAGCUACAGCUGCAGGUCUUAUCUUGGCCGACUCGUUGAUUGACAGGCACCUGGGGCAAAGACCAAUCACUCUGCUAGGCUUCUCCCUAGGCUCAAGGGUCAUCUUUUCGUGCUUGAAAGAGCUGUCGAAUCGUGGAGCAUACGGCUUGGUCCAGAAUGUUUACAUGUUCGGCUCGCCUGUGGUUGUCAGCAAGGAUGACUACUUACGGGCUCGUUCAGUCGUUUCCGGAAGGUUUUUGAAUGGAUAUGCCUCCAACGACUGGAUUCUCGGAUAUUUGUUUCGGAUGACGUCCGGUGGCAUCAUGCGAGUUGCUGGGCUUGCGCCGGUGGAAGGCAUUCCAGGCGUGGAGAAUAUUAACGUUAGCACAUGGGUUAAGGGCCACAUGGCUUAUCGUGCCGCUAUGCCACGGCUGUUGCGAGAAGUUGGGUGGGAAGUCGAAAGCGACGAGUUCACUGAGAUCGAAGAUCCGGACCCUGAAAAUCACGCGCAACGACAGCGAGAACUAAUCCUGGAAAUCGACGAGGCCAGGAAGAAAGCCGAAGAGAAACCGGACAAGAAACGUUUCGGCAUUUUCAAACGAGGCAAACUGGCUGAGAAGAAGGGUUGGGAGAGAUAUAACUCGAACGACCCCAACCACAAGCGAAACGCCAGUAACACUCUAGAGCCCGGUGGUAACGGCGAUGCCAACGUCCUGUUUGACGUUGAUGCAAUUCGGAGAGAAUUGGCGGGCGAAAUGAUCGAAGUCAGAGAGUUGGACAGCACCCUCCCUCCAAUGCAAAUCAUGUCAGUCAAGGAUGGGGAAAAGCACGUUGAAUAUUUACGCCUUCCGCCUGGGAUGAAGCCCGAGGAACUUGCAAGGCUGAAUCUCCCGCCACGUCCUGACGAGGUUGAUGUUUCUUUCGCACCUCUACAGCAGCCUACCCCCGUUCGGCCUGCAAGGUCAUCAUCUUUGAAGCCCGCCUCUAUAGCAAGCCCCCAACGGUCUCCUCGUGUCAGUCCUCAAAGAUCUCCUCAGCCAUCUCCGGACCCGGACAGGCGGUCAUCCUACACCUAUUCAGAGCCGAGAGAGCUGGCUAGCACAUUACCAGUUCUCACCGCUACGCCGUCUGCAUCUCCUAGACCGGAAAGUUACAAAGCACCUAUGGAACCCGUCCGACCGGAACUCAAACCACAUGCAACAGACCCCUCCGUACCAAGCUGGGGCCGGCCAUCGACAGCCUAUGAUGAUUCAGUUGCUCCGCCGGCGCCGAGGCUGGACUUGGAACGCAACGCCUGGGCUGAUGACGACGAUGAGUUUGGACAUAAUCGUGGCGAGAUCAGUAUGACCUUUGAAUGA